AUGAGUGUUUUAAAAGAAAGUUUCGGUUCGGAAAUCAAAAGACUUGCGUCGGAACGUAAGAGACGGAGGGAAGCAAAUGAGAUUCUUAUAGCAGAGGAAUAUGUGGAAAAGGAUAAGACGGAAUGUGGAUAUCCCUGUGUGGGAAAUGUGAAUGAUAUCGGGCGCGGGAGACCGGAAGAGGCUGUGAGAAGAUUGAGGGAAUAUGCCGAGUUGAGGAAUAGGAUAAUGUUAAAAUUAGAGGAAGCACUGAUCGAAGCGAGAGAAGUGAUAAGGAGGGAAGUAAAACCGAAACCGAUAAAU
Messenger RNA from Paramuricea clavata, 300 nucleotides. Lineage: Eukaryota; Metazoa; Cnidaria; Anthozoa; Malacalcyonacea; Plexauridae. The record is from the annotation of a GenBank genome assembly.